UUGUCUCCACAGAUAUUAUCAGAACUGCAAACUUUUUCCAGCAAUUUCUGUUCCUGAUCUUCAGAGUAUUCUGAGGUAGACUGAGCACCUUUCAAGACCAAGUGUGACCAGCUUAAGACCUUCCAUGAGUUUGAAUGAUGUACAGCCAGAAACUUGCAGAUCAGGUGACAGAUGACCUCCUUCUGGCACUCAAAUUUGUCUUUGGCCCAGCUGCCUUGCAUGCCUUAGAGCUGGUGGAUCGCCGUUCAGUUACACUCAUCCAGUCACCCAGUGGAAGGUCACUGUACCAGGUUGAAGGAAGCUCUGGUCAAGUAUAUUAUUGCCUCUGCUCCUGCCUUUACUGCUCAUGCCCAGCCUUCAUGUAUUCUGUUUUACGAAGGAAUGACAAUAUAAUGUGUAAGCAUAUUCUUGCGGUAUAUCUCUGUCAAGCCAUGGGAGUGUCGCACCAGCUGAAAGUCUCAGAUAAGCAACUCACCAACUUUCUGCUGGCCAAGGACAAGGAACCUGGAGCCUCACCACAUUAGAGGUCACCUUUUGUUUUGGAGAAGGGAGGGCUGCUAAGAAACGUUUUACAUGACGUACAAGAUCCCAGAUUGACCCUUGAAGUCUCCCAGUUACAAAGCUUGAGUGUGCUGUACAGAGACAACUAACUGCAAACAAUAAGAAGCAGGCAAGCUUUUCUAUGAAGAAGACAACACUUAGGUUAUUUCAGUUGAUCAAAUAAUCGAAAUGUCAGAUGGAAGGUUACAACACUGUUCCAAGAACUGUGGAAGAGAAAAGAAUGUUUCAUUUCCAAACCUGUGUAAGUCUUAGCUACAGAUUGUGUGUUACCAAAAUAAAAACAGCUGACAACGUA
This is a messenger RNA of Chiloscyllium plagiosum (whitespotted bambooshark), 856 nucleotides long. NCBI's taxonomy places the organism in Eukaryota, Metazoa, Chordata, Chondrichthyes, Orectolobiformes, Hemiscylliidae. The record is from RefSeq and is a predicted model, not a curated record.